AUGUCACUGCUCUUCCCACGGCCCGACACGCAUCGCGACCAAGCGAAGACGGGAUGCAGCGAUCUAGAAAGUGAAAUAGCGGAGAUAGAGGCCGAGGAAGCAGGACACGGUAUCAAGUUCCUGCGAGAGAUCGAGAAGGAGCUCAUGGCGAUUCCGAAGUCGGUUCUAAAUCACAGGCCCGAUAAUGAACUCGUUCUGUACGCUAUCCCUCGUUCGCUGAGCAUGCCUGAGGAGGAAGACAUCGUCCGGCCAAUCAUGGCGGAUGCGAGGGAGCGGGCGAGGGAGAAAAGCCUUGUGGAUACGAAUGGGGAAGCACAAGCAGGACAAGCUCCGUCUGCAGGCAGUGGUGACAAAGGAGACGAUGCGAAGCUGCCUGGAACCAGCCCGAUUGGCGAGCCGGAAGAUAUACCGUAUGCUGACGACGUUGAUGCCAUGGACAUUGACGGCUGA
Molecule: messenger RNA, 450 nt
Organism: Uncinocarpus reesii 1704
Lineage: Eukaryota; Fungi; Ascomycota; Eurotiomycetes; Onygenales; Onygenaceae
Exons: 2
Coding region: 1-450 (149 amino acids)
Source: RefSeq, a predicted model, not a curated record